CCGACGGUGUCUGUAUUUCUGUGGCCCUUUACAAGAAGCAGAAGACUUAGCACGAUGUUUUUGGCAAAGAGCUGUUUGGCACAAUUACUGCUUUGGUCAAAAGCUUACGGGGCGGCUCGAGAGCAAACCCUCGUUUCGUCAGGCUCCUAAUUGUAGACCUCCAGUUUCUCACCUGGCACACAAGGAAGAGGAGGCGCGGAGCUGUAAAGUGUUAAAUUAACAUUGGAUUUAGCAAAGAUGGUUUCACACCUCUCUGGGCUGGCUCAGCCGGCUUUUCUCUUCCGAAAAUGAGCGGCACAGCAUGUUGUUUGGAGAGAUGUUCUGCUGUGUGGAAAUACAGGCUCUGCUGUUCCUGAAAGCCCGAGUUCAUUAAUAAUGAGAUACCGCGGAAUUAGUGGGACGGGUCCUUUCUCUGGCCCCUGUCUGGGGAUGAUUGCCUGAUGGGAAGCCUCUUGAAAAUCGUCGCGGUGUGAUUUAGCUUGUGAUUACCCUGCUUGGACCGAUUGCUGCUAACGCCUGCCCUGGUCCCGUGUUUUCUCUCUCCGCAGGCUCCAUCCGUCUCCCAUCUCUCCAGGAUGAGAGGGGUUUGGGUUCGGCUUUUCCCCUCCCCCUGUAGUUGAUAGUUUCGGAACCAGAGGUGAUGCUGGAGUCGAGAUGGCAGACAGCGUGAAAACCUUCCUUCACGACCUCGUCAGGGGAAUCAAGGACUCCAUCUGGGGCAUCUGCACCAUCUCCAAGCUGGAUGCCCGGAUCCAGCAGAAAAGGGAAGAGCAGAGGCGAAGGAGAGCAAACAGCGCGCUGGCCCAUCGGAGGUUUCACAUGGAAGAGAAGAAGCAGGAGAACGAGCCCCGGAUAGUGAGCCGGAUAUUUCAGUGUUGUGCCUGGAAUGGAGGCGUUUUCUGGCUUAGCCUCUUCCUGUUCUACCGCGUCUUUAUACCCGUGCUCCAGUCGGUCACGGCACAGAUCAUCGGCGACCCUGCCCUGCACGGCGAUGUCUGGUCCUGGCUGGAGUUCCUCCUCACCUCCAUUUUCAGCGCGCUCUGGGUGCUGCCCCUCUUCGUGCUCAGCAAGGUGGUCAACGCCAUCUGGUUUCAGGACAUCGCGGAUCUGGCGUUCGAGGUUUCGGGCAGAAAGCCUCACCCCUUCCCCAGCGUCAGUAAAAUCAUCGCCGACAUGUUGUUUAACCUCCUGUUGCAGGCGCUCUUCCUCAUCCAGUCCAGCGGUUGCCUCUUCUCCAUCCUUUUCCCUCUCUUCAUCAUCAGCGCCAACGAAGCGAGGACCCCCGGCAAAGCCUACCACUUCCAGCUCCGUCUCUUCUCCCUGGUGGUUUUCCUCAGCAACAGACUCUUUCACAAGACCGUUUACCUUCAGUCCGCCCUGAGCGCUGCUUCCUCCUCCUCCUCCUCCUCCCAGCCCGCUCCGGGCCGCUGAGCCGUGACCCAGCCCAGCGCCGUGGCUCUGCCUCGUCCCCCCCCGCCACCAUGGCCAAAAAUUCCGGAUUUUUAGCCCAAGAGCGGCUCGUUUUACAGCGGACUCUUUUGUACCCUCGCCGCCCCCCGGCGAGCGGUGGGUUCCUCCGCGGGACCCCCCCUCCCCGUGCAUGUGCCGUUUCUGUAGGACCGGGGACGGAACCAGCAACGGUCAAAAACAAAAAUCCGUUGGGUUUGGGGGUUUUUUUGGGAGGGGGGUGGGGCCCGGUUUAUCAACUUUUCUCGAAGUAUUUUCACACCGAGACAUUAAAUGGAGAAAGCGC
Egretta garzetta (little egret) is the source of this 1753-nucleotide messenger RNA. It is a transcript of the gene EI24, whose product is annotated as EI24 autophagy associated transmembrane protein. Lineage: Eukaryota; Metazoa; Chordata; Aves; Pelecaniformes; Ardeidae. The record is from RefSeq and is a predicted model, not a curated record. Gene Ontology annotation, cellular component: endoplasmic reticulum. The transcript has 8 exons. Gene Ontology annotation, biological process: macroautophagy. The coding region runs from base 655 to 1431 and encodes 258 amino acids.